AUGGACCAGAGAGUGAAGGGGGGCAGUCCUCCAAAAGCAAAGCUGGAUGGCUCAUCUGAAACAAAAAGCUCGGAGAAGGACCAUGUGCCGGAGAAGAAGCGUAAAUCUGGAGCGGAGGACGGGGGAGUGUUGGAGCUGCUUAUCGAGGGGCGCUGUGGGACUAAGGGAGACCAGCAGCUUCAGAUCUCUGGCAAAGACACAAACUGCCCUGAGGGGAAUGUGAGACUCCGAAUCGGACUCCAGGCCAAACGCACCAAGAAGCCGCCCAAGAUCUUAGAGAGUUAUGUGUGCAAGCCCACUAUUAGGACCUAUCAGAGGCAGGGCAGGGGAUCACUGAGGGGGGAGGCCGAGGGGGGAAUGGGUCACCAGAGCAAAUCCAACUCUAGUCCAGAUGAGGCAAUCAGUCGAGAGCAACACUCAGGAUUGGAUGGUGUCCAGAGCACCACUAAACAAACUGCACCUGCUCCACCAUCAUCAACACCAUCAGCUCCCGCCACUGCCUCUGUCACAGCUGUUUCAGUCAAGAGGAACAGGUCCUCCAGUCAGGUCCCAAUCAAACUGGCUGAAAAAGCUGAAGUCAUUUCAAAAGCGUCUAGGCCCUGCCCCAAAAAGCGUGGCCGACCACCCAAACGCCCUCUCCCAGAUGACUACAACGAUCACGCUGAAAAGGGAAACAGGCAGCUAAACAUCAGGAGAUCCUUUGGGGGUAAGCUUGGACCUCAAAUUAAUGUCAGUAAGAGAGGGACUAUCUACAUGGGCAAGAGGCGGGGACGAAAACCCAAAGUGCAAAGCGCCAUCUCCCACAGCUUGUCUCAGCCGUCUCUGUUCACCAGUGCUCCAGAAACAUCACUCUUUUCCCAGCCUCUCGCAUCUCACCCAUUCCCCUCCCCGUCGCUCACACACUCCAGCGGUGCCCAGAGUCCGUUCAGCGAGCACAGCUUCACCGACCCCUCUCCGUGCCUACUGUUCUCACAGCCCUUCUCCCUGCCCUCCCCCUCCUCCUCUUGCACGUCCCCACGCCCCCCCUCCUCAUCCUCGUUCUCUUCGUUUGUGAGGAAGAGUUGUCCUUGCCAGGGACGCCCACACUUUCCCUUCCACCAGUCGACAUGUAAGCUCUCCACUCCCAUUUCUUCCCUGCAGCAUGCACCUGGUUCUCCUCCGGGCCACCUGAAAGAGGCCACCACGUCCCCACGGAGUGAGUCCCACAGCGAGGAGACUUUGCCUAGUGACAGUGGAAUAGGGACCGAUAACAACAGCAUCUCAGAGCGCGGGGAGAUUAGAGGCUCUAGAGGCAUUCUAAGAGUAGGUCACUCCUCUGGACUCAUCAUCGGCAGUCAAAAACAUCCUGCUACCAUUCGGGACCAUCCCACUCCUGUCUCCCCAGCACUUUUGUCCCGGCAACCCAACCCGAAUGCACACAGGGACCGGCAUAGGCACAGACGUCGAGAUUUUGACUGCUCCUCUUCUUGUGCGUGCCUAUGUGCAUGUCCGGGGCAAAGUAAAUGCGUUCAGCCAGACUUUUACAGCUGUCACAAUGCACUGAAGCGUCAGAAAAGCAAGCAUAAGAAAAAGCACCAACAACAUAUGCACCUGCAGGACCCAGAGUUCCUGUCAGAGUUGGAAGAGCUGAUUGCUUUGUUCAGUGAGAUGCACAUUGGGCGCAGGAGCUGGGCACGGGCUGGACUUGUGCACAACUUCGACGGGGGAAGCCCUGGUGGAAGACGGCACCACCCAUCUCACUCCAUGCGUUCCAAUAUAUUUUGCAUAAAUCUUAAUGGAUUCUACUCCCCUCACCCCUCUGCCUAUUCACAUAAUCCCUCCAUCCCAACACAACCUUUCUACUCCUGCCAUCCGGUGCACUGUGGCCGUAAGGUGGAUAGAAGACAGUGCGGCUGUUCUGCAAAGUUUCAGGAUUCAAUGGACAACAUGUACAGAAGCUACCCUGGUCUUUACAACCACCUCCCGAGCUCUUACCCUCUGCCUUCUCCCCAUUUCACUCUCCAUCAGUCUCCGCACUUCUUCAUGAACCCGGCCCGCUUCCACAGGCGCAGAAAUAGAACGAUGAGAGACGCAGAGGAAGACAGCGCUAGGGGGAGCGGCCAUCUCGGCUCAGGGCUCACAUCAAACUUCCCUUGUGCUUGUGGGAGAACUGAACACAAGCAUAAACAUAAGCAUCGCCACCGACACUGCGACGAGGAGGACGACGUGCGUGAAGACGAAGUAGAGAGAGAGAGGACAUCGCCGGUGCACACAAACCUGUUCACAUCAGCGGCUGUGGAGAGCGGCGCGAGGGGGCUGCGGUGGGGAGGGGACCGGCCCUGGAGGAGAGACGAACCAGCCUGGAUGGAGAGGAGAGAAACAGGUACACACAAUGAUUCAAGAACCUGGGGGCAACACAAAACUCUACAGCCUAUAGACCAUGGGUCAGUUCAUAAAAGACGACCAGGGAGGCCCAGGAAGCACCAUCUAUCGUCUUCCACCGCUCCCCCAGCGCACUCCACCUCCUCUGGCUUCAUGUCAGUGUGUGAAGUGCAGGCUGGCACCGAGGUAGCGAGGAGUGAACCAGCUCUGCUCAUGACAGAGGCCGAGCUCCAGGCCAAGAGUAAAAAGGGCCGCCAGAGGAGACACAGCCCUUCCCCUCUCCAUCAGAGUGUCACUGAGGAUAGAGUAGACUCUGAUUCGCCCACUGAAAGUUCAGAGCAGUCGGAUGUGGAGGAGACUCCAUCACAGCCAGUGUCCGUCCCAACAGAGGAGCACACAGACAGUGCCCCGAUAAAGAACUUCUUACAGGCAGGCCUUUAUUCUGAUGACUACAAAACCACAGACCCCCCUUCCCCGAGCACACACUUUGGGACACAGAGUACAGAGUAUUCUCCAGAGGAGCAGGACUACAGCCUUCUGCCUGCUCCCAUCCAUGUCGGUAAAUAUCUAAGGAUGAAACGCUUGCACUUCCAGCUCCCUUAUGAAGUUAUGUGGCAGUGGCAACAUGAUCAGCUCUGCAGGCCGCCUGUAGUUCCACUGAAAAGAAAGAGGCGUACCUGUCGACCUAAAGAGAAGACUUCAUCGUCACAUAACAAUGAGGAUCAGAGUGGGGACAUCACCAGCCUCUUCCCUCACCUUGACAUGGAUCCUUUAAGCAGCUGUGAGAGGAGCUUCGUGGUGGAGCACCAUGUGUUUCUGCUGAGGAACUGGGAGCUGGUGAGAGAGCGCCAGAUCCGGCUGAGGAUCCAGCGCGAGAGGCUGAGAGACAGCGAGGAAGAGGAGGAAGAAGAGGAGCACAACCACAACAUGUCAGAUCAGCCGACUGGGAAGGAGCGCGUUCUCAGUGAUUCAUCUAAAACCCCGUCUGACUUCCUCGCUGCCAGCCCCAGUCCCGCAAAAGCUCAGAGCGGACCAGACGAGAGAGAAGCAGACAAACGAGGGGAAAAGGAGCUAAUACAGGCGGGUGGACGCAGUCUGCGGAUAAGGCCUGGCGCGAACAGAUGGACAGGAGUUGAUGUCAUUACGCAGCUACUAUUAAUGAACACAAACAACGGGAGAAAGAAGAAGGAUCGGGGUGACUGA
Molecule: messenger RNA, 3564 nt
Organism: Knipowitschia caucasica
Lineage: Eukaryota; Metazoa; Chordata; Actinopteri; Gobiiformes; Gobiidae
Source: the annotation of a GenBank genome assembly